Messenger RNA from Anthonomus grandis grandis, 1966 nucleotides. RefSeq names its product PI-PLC X domain-containing protein 3-like. The coding region runs from base 278 to 1315 and encodes 345 amino acids. The transcript is spliced from 7 exons. NCBI's taxonomy places the organism in Eukaryota, Metazoa, Arthropoda, Insecta, Coleoptera, Curculionidae. Gene Ontology annotation, molecular function: phosphoric diester hydrolase activity. Gene Ontology annotation, biological process: lipid metabolic process. The record is from RefSeq and is a predicted model, not a curated record.
CAUUAUUUUUGUCAUUUGUGUUUAUUUUGAUUUUUUUUCGUUUUAUUUUAAAUAUGGAUCGUUAAACCUGUAUGCGGCUCCUGUUGUAUAUUGUAUUGUUCCUGGUAUAAUAGACUAGAAAACAAUGUCUCGACUCUUGUUCAUUGAAUAGGUAAUCUAACUUCGUCUCAAACGAGACCACCCGAACUAAUUUAUUUCUACCUGAUGCACCCAUUCCUUAUUGUUUGUAUUCUCUAAAAAUUUUAAAGCAUUUAAAUUCGAUCGUAAUUCCCGGAAAAUGUACUUCAUUAGUACUAGUAGCCCUGAUGAGUACUCUACUAAAGUUGAUAGAAUGAUUGGUGAAAAUAUGGAUUUGACUAGGGAUCUUGAAUUUUGGAUGUCAAAACUUCCUGCCUGUUUAAGAGCCCUGCCAAUAAUAUAUUUAUCCAUUCCAGGCUCUCAUAAUAGUUUUACUUCAAAUAUAUCAGGAGGCUCUAUUGUAUCAUUAGAUUCCCCAAAAAUUCUUCAAAAUCUGGAAUGGAUUUAUUGUAUUAGGCAUAUAAUGGCUAACUGGACAAAAAAUCAAAAUGUUGCUGUUAAAGAGCAACUGAAGGCUGGAAUUAGGUAUUUCGACUUAAGAGUGAGUGCUAAGUCUAGAGAAAAUAAUCUGUAUUUUUGUCAUGGAAUGUAUUCUUGCAAAGUUGAGCCUGUUUUAAACGAAAUUUCUACAUUUUUGGAGACACAUUCCAAGGAAGUCGUUAUAUUAGAUUUUCAACAUUUUUAUGGAUUUACUCAACAAACACAUGGAAAAUUAAUGCAAAUGUUAUUAAAAACAUAUGGAACCAAGCUUCUGCCAUAUUCUGAUCAUAUGGAUCAUUUAUCUCUUGAUUAUAUGACAAGUCAGUUUAGCUACCAGGUUAUAACUGUCUACAGAUCAGAUGCUGCACGUUUUGGACAGCCUUUAUUUUGGCCCUCUGCUAGCUUUCCCACUCCUUGGGCUAACACCAUAGAUCACAAUGCGUUAUUUAAUUUUUUGGAUGACAAAAUUAAGGAUAGAAAGGACAAUGUUGGAUUUAUUACUCAAAUUGUCCUGACUCCUACUUUAACAGAUAUUUUAUUUAAUUCGUGCACAACUCUUGAACAAAAGCUGGCUAUAGACUUCGAGGACCUAAGGACUGGGUGGAUCUCUAAGCAAACUCCUGGCAGAAGGGGCGUGAAUAUAGUAAUAGGCGAUUUUAUAGAUUUAUCAGAUAAUUUAUUUACAAAAACUGUAAUUAAUCUAAAUUUAAAGCUACUUAGAGACUUGCCUAAGCGCAUGACCUCACCCAUAAAUUAAACGCAACGGCAGCGUGAUAAGGAUGAGAGUUCGUAAAAAACUACCGAAUUCGUGGAUGUUGCACCAGGAAAAUGCAGCUGCUCUUAAUGCUCUAUCUAAGAACCGUUACUUAGACGUUAGAGAUACUCCAGUGUUGGAACGUUUGCCGUACUCGCCUGAUAUAGAACCCUGUGACUUUUUCCUAUUUCCAACGAUUAGGUCUUCCUUCAAAGGAACCCGGCUCGAGGCGAUGGGAGACGUGAAGCGAAAACUGGCGGAAUUCGUAACUGAUAAAAAAGUGUGUGACGAGUAUAUUGAAAGGAAGCAUUUGAUUGUAGAAUUUUUUUAAACAGUCUCGUUAUUUAAUAUCUAAAUCUCGUUAUUGAAUUAUCUUCUAAAGUUAGAUUGCCAGAAAAGUGACGGUCUUAAGAAUAGUACAACCACCAUCUAUCAAGCGAUUACAUUUUGGUGUAAUCGCUUGAUAGAUGGUGUAUUCGUCAAGUUUCAAACUUUUGUUUGGGGAACUACGGCUAUGGAUGGAAUUUUGGCAAGUAAUAAAAUAGUUCUGAUCUGAAAUGAAAACUACUAAGUAACGAAUCGACUUCUUAUAUAAGAUACUUGCGUAAAAAUUGACUUCUGAGGCUCCAUGGAUCUAAUUUUUACAUAAGAAUU